AUGGGAGUUCCAGCUUUCUUUCGGUGGCUCACCAAGAAGUAUCCUUCCAUAAUCGUCAAUGCCAACGAGGAACGGCAACGUGGGCCUGACGGAAAAAAGAUUCCUAUAGACUGCACGCAACCAAACCCAAAUUUUCAAGUGCGUUUUUUAAACGCAUUAUUUGAUUUUGAGAAAAAUUUAGGAGUUUGACAAUUUGUAUUUGGAUAUGAAUGGAAUUAUUCAUCCUUGCACACAUCCUGAAGAUCGCCCAGCCCCAAAAAAUGAAGACGAAAUGUUUGUUAGUGAAGAAUUUUUCACGAAAUUCUGAUAAUCGUGUUUCUUGAGGCGCUUAUCUUCGAGUAUAUCGACAGAAUAUUCUCUAUCGUCCGACCUCGACGAGUAGAUCCUAAUUUUUUUCCCACUCAAAAUAAAAAAAAAAAUUGUAGCUUUUAUACAUGGCUAUCGAUGGUGUGGCUCCCAGAGCAAAAAUGAAUCAGCAGAGAAGUCGUCGCUUUCGGGCGAGUAAAGAAGCAGCAGAGAAAGAAGAAAGUAUCGAAGCGGUAUGCCGUUAACGAGUAGAAAAUAAAAGCUCAUCGCGGCUUUCUCAGCAACGAAAUCGCUUAUUGAAUGAAGGAAUAGCAUUGCCGCCCCGAAAAGAGAAAGAAGAACAUUUCGACAGUAACUGCAUCACUCCCGGAACGCCUUUCAUGGCCAGGUUUUAUUCUCGUCCCGAAAUAAAAUCUCAGUCCUGCUUGCAGAUUAGCAGACGCUUUGAAAUACUACAUCCAUGAUCGCAUAACGAAUGACGCAGCGUGGGCGAAAAUCGAGGUAUUUUAGAGUAUUUUCACACUGACACGUGAGCCGAUAUUACAUUGUAAAUUGAAGGUAAUCCUCUCCGACGCGAAUGUCCCAGGUGAAGGAGAACAUAAAAUUAUGGACUUCGUUCGAAAGCAAAGAUCGAAUCCGGCUCACGACCCCGACACGGUACAUUGUCUUUGCGGCGCCGACGCCGAUCUCAUCAUGCUUGGUCUCGCGACGCAUGAAGCCAACUUCAAUAUUAUCAGGUUAGCGUGAACAUUCUUCUUGUGAGUUGAACAAAUGGCGCUCAAACUUUUUUGAAAUCAUUUUAAAACUUCUUUUGCACCUAGAAUUAAUUUAUUUUAGAGAAUUUUUUUAAAAAUGGCUUGAGACUGCUGAGUUUUUCAUGAAAGAAAAUAUAAAGUUUCGUUCAGAGAGGAGUUCGUUCCUAAUCAGCCGCGAGCUUGUGAACUAUGUGGGCAAUACGGACACGAACUAAAAGAAUGCAGAGGGUAGGCGUUUAUUACGCAUUUUUCAUGUUUUUAGCUUUUAAUUUAAGAAUGGAAAACGAUGCGGAUCGUGGCGAGGAUUACGUAGAGCCGGAGCAUCGUGAAAAGAAUUUCAUCUUUCUACGCAUUCCGGUGCUUCGAGAAUAUCUCGAAAAAGACUUGGCGAUGCCUAACUUGCCCUUCAAAUUCAAUUUUGAACGCGUGAUUGAUGACUGGGUGUUGUCGUUGUCUCAUAUUAGCAUAAUCCUUGUUUUGAAGGUGUUCCUCUGCUUCUUCGUUGGAAAUGACUUUUUACCUCAUUUACCGUCUUUGGAGAUUCGCGAAGGCGCUAUUGAUCGUCUAAUAAAACUUUACAAAGAGAUGGUUUAUCAAAUCAAGGGGUUUAAAAGAAACUUUUUCAAAUAGUAUUCUGAAUCUUCACAGGUACUUGACAAAAGACGGAGACGUCGAGUUGGAACGUGUGCAAAUGAUUAUGUGCGGCUUGGGAGAAGUCGAAGAUGAAAUUUUCAAGAGGAGACAGGUUGAGCAAAUUAUUUUUAACCGCGACAAAAUUAAUAUAAAGUUAUGUAGAAUUGUUUCGGGUAUAUCUAUUUUUAACAUAGUAUGUGGUUUUCAACGUUAGUCGGCAGUCGUGACAUUUAUCUGAAGAAUCACAUUAGUAGUAGCUUUUAUCGGCUUGAAACACGGUCUGAAAAAAAUUUAUUAUUAAAGUAUGAAAAGCAAAAAAAUCUUGGAGUUUUCUGCUGUUAUUCUAACCGCUUUUUUUAGUUUUUGCACGACUUUGGCUGAUGACUUCUUGAUGUACUAGAAAAAGAUUCUGAGAGUUUUAAUCAACAGAGACCGAAGAUGCUUUGAAGUUAUAGAAAAUCAUUGAAAUACGUUUAAAAAAAGAUUUAUUCAGACUUCCAGGCAUUAUUCCUCAAAAAUUAAGAAUUUUCGCAACUUGAACCUUUCAGAACUUUCAUCUGGUAGAUCAAAAUAAAAUAUUCUGGCCAAUUUUCAGGGAAUCCCCAAUAACAAAUAAAAAGGACCUUUCUUGUAAGAUCCUAAUCCGAGUGAAUUCACAGUUUGAAUGUAAAACAGAAGCACAGUUUUCGAGAAGAUUAAUGCUACUUUUGUCGAGUUUUUUUUCUUUUCGGUAAAAAAAAUAAUUGAAAUCGCUAUUUUUAGCAAGACGAAGAGCGUUUCAAAGCGAUCCAGAGAAACAAAAAAAUGCGGAUGAACAAUGGAAGAGGGCGUCGAGGAGCUCCUGCAUACGUCCCGCAACGUGGUUCAAUCAUCGCUCCUUUGAGUCGUCCAACACCCAUGAGCGGCUCCGACACGCGCAGUCUUGCCGCCGAUGCUCGUGUUCAGGUUCUCGACAUCGUCUCACCGUUUCUGAUCGGCGGUUUUUCAGGCGAUGAAUUUCUCACAAAAUGAGGAGGCUGCGCAACGUUUGAAAAUGAUGUUGAAAGGAGAAGGAAAUGGCAACGCCUCGGCUCCUGCUCGCGGUCCUGUGGGACCAUCGAAUCCUCGAAAACGACAUGCAGAUGUAAUCAAGAAACUGACUUGUUGAUAAUCGAAAAAUUUCUAGGAACCGGUUGCGGCGAUUGAAGAUGAAGACGAGGGGCCUCCGGACGAGAUUCGUCUCUUCGAGAGUGGCUGGAAAGAUCGUUACUAUAAGUAUGUUUUUUUCCCUUUUAUUCUAUUUACGACGAUAUUUUCCAUUUUGAAAACGUGUAUGGAGUCAGCCGGCGAAGUCCUAUUAAAUCCCAGUUUUUGUGUAAAAUCGAUGUCCAUUACUCAGGAUUUCUAGUACAAUAUAAUUAAUUUUUUGCCAUUCAACACUAAAAAAGUACUGAUCAUGUCUAAAUUUUUAAUUUGAGAGCGAAGUUUGACGUGAGCGGCGACGAUGUUGAAUUUCGUCACACGGUGGCUUGGGCCUAUGUCGAAGGACUUUGUUGGGUUCUUCGUUAUUAUUACCAGGUGAAGAAUCAGAAAAAAAGUCUCUAACAGUUGACUGAUUUCAGGGCUGCGCUAGCUGGGACUGGUAUUUCCCGUACCAUUAUGCGCCGUUUGCCAGCGACUUCGACACUGUCGGAUCGUUUGUUCCUACUUUUGACAGCCGCAAAACGAAGCCUUUCAAGCCUCUGGAGCAGUUGAUGAGCGUAUUCCCCGCUGCUAGCAAGUGAAUAGAUUUGCUCAUUCAAUCGGUUGAAGACAAUUUUAUAGGCAACACUUGCCUACAGAGUGGCAGAAGUUGAUGACUGAGGACGACUCACCUAUUAUUGACCUUUACCCUGUCGAUUUCCGAAUCGAUUUGAAUGGAAAAAAGUAUGCUUGGCAGGUUUUCUUUCAUCAAUUACCUCCAGGAUCACACAUACUUGUUUAGGGUGUCGCACUUCUUCCGUUUGUCGAUGAGAAACGACUUUUGGAAACGUUAAAAUCAGUGUACGCAAGUCUUACUAACGAGGAAAAUGAGCGGAAUACAACUGGACCUAACAGAAUUUUUAUUGGAAGAAAUCAUCCCGCUUUUGACUUUUUCCGACAAACUUAUGAGAGUGAAAACGGUUUUGACGCGUUCUUUGGCCAUUUAUUAUAUUUUCGGCUUCUUAGGUGGGAAGAUUGACCUCGAUUCAAAACUGCUGUACGGCUUGAGUGGAAAGGUUAGCCGCGACCAGACGGUUGUCAUGCCUGGGGAGCCGUUCCCCUCACCUGUCAGCCACGAGAGUUGCCAAGAUCUGCCGGUGCGCCACAUUUCUCAGCACGAAGAACCUUGAUGAGUUUAGGUUAACUGUGCGAUUAUGGUUAUUUAUGAAGAUCCUGAGUAUCCGGAAGGCUUUAAGUUCCCUGCUGUGCGCCUUGAGAAAGCCAAAGAGUUGGAACGCACUUUGAAACCUGGCGACUGGAACGAAAGAAGAGUGAAUUUUUCUUUUCACAUUAUGUUUGCACGUGAACCGUCAGUCUGCACCGGGGCGAAAAAAUGCUCAAUCCUUUUUUUUAAUUGGCACUAUCUUGGAAAAAAAAACUUUCAAUUUGAAACAACAUUUUUAACGCAAAUUGUGCGUUGCUUUUUCGCUUUCGAUCUACGUUACAAAUGCAGAUUUCCAUACUACAAAAUUUUAAAAUUUUUUCAAACCUAGUGUACUCUCUAGAAAUUGAAAGUUGAAGGAUGGGCAAUACCGGCCGAUGAUUGGGUUCUCACGCGAUACGCCGCGGGCUCAAAUUGAUAAUUCUGGCCACCGUCACUUCGAGCACCACGUCCGACAGUCCAUUCCUCAGUCGAACCAAGGUACCGACGUGCAAUAAAACAAUUACAUUUCUUGUGUCCAGUUGCGUUCUUUUGUGCUAUUUGCAGAAUAACGGUUAUAGAGCGAUAACCAAAAUCUCUGACAGAUUAAUUGUUUGAAAAAAAAACAAGUACAGUGGAAAAACGCAGCUGAGAAGGAUAAGCGGCGGAGAUUUCGUCGUCUUUUAACAUAUUCGUGCGUUCUGUUAUUAAUUGCUGAAGUUUUUGACGUGAAAAGCUGAACUUUGAGCCGACCUUUUUGAAAAAAAUAAAAUAUUGAGCGUUUUUAUGAAAAAAGGUUGUUUAGGAAUAAAUUCCGGUCAUGGAGGGGGAUAUCAAGGAGGCUACGGAAGUCAUCGCGGCAGCUACGGUAACGAUCGCCAUCAUGGCGGCUACAACAACAGAAAUGACUACCAGCAGCAGCCGCAACGCGGCGGCUACAACAGCUAUAACGGCCGCGGUGGAGGUGAUGCCACACGAAAAAACGUCACUGACUCUCGGAUGGUGUUACAGGAAGCUACCGUGGAGGAGGCGGCUACAAUUCGUCAAGAGGCGGCAACGAGCAAAGCCGCGGCGGAUAUCAAGGCGGCUUCCAGGGUCAUCGAAGAUCUAACGACAACCAUCGCGGAAGCGCUGGCGGCUAUAACUCUUGGCGAUAAUUCCUUUCUGUUUUUCUUCCCAGUUCUCAAAUGUAUUGUUGGCUUGUUUCAAAUCAAGAGAGAUCCCUACCAUUUUUUGUUCCAAAUUGCACUUUGAUCCUUGUUAUGAUAUCUCUGUUGUAAUGUCUGUUGACGACUGUAUGAUCAUUGUUACUGUAAUAACAUAUAAAUAAAACUUCUCUGUGCGAAAAUUUAUUUUUAUAGAAAUGUAAUCUCGAAAGGUGUCGUGAGCGGCUUUCUGAAAGUGCUUCAGCAGAAGUCGUUCAGAAUUCAAUAUCCACUCGAACACUCUUUAGCAUAUUUUUUCCGUGUUUGAACCAGGAAAAUAAGUUAGUUCUAUCAUAAUUCACCUGAAUUCUACUUAUGUUAGAAAACGUAAAAAAUUAAAUUAUAUUUUUUGAACGAUCAAAAUGUCAACUUUUUUUCAUUCUCUAUACUUCUUUUACUUCUUUCUUUGCACUUCAGUGUGAAAUCCCCUCGAAAUUAACUUAAAACAAUAGGGAGAUGUUUCUGGGAGGGUUGUCGUGCCGAGAAUCUGGAAUGCGAUUCUAGUUUCCGGGUCCCUCGUUCUUUAUUCCGCUUUUUGAAGUUUCAUUCUCAACUAAAAAUAUAAGCAUCAGAAACUCUUCCUUUUUCAAUUUUCAAUCAAUCCCUAGUUUCAGAUUGAUACAGAACUUUUUUGAAAAAAAAAAGACCCAGUGAGAAAGAAUUUUGAAGGUAUUCGUUAAAAAGACGCGGCACUCCACACGAGCCGUGUUAAUGCGAUUGCAACGAGAACUGUCGACUGGGAAUCGGCCUCUCAUGCAGAAGAACACGGAAACAAACCUUCACCUAGUUGGCGCGUGAGUUCGUUCUAACCAAUGGAAAAGGGGGCGUAUAAAUGAGCCGCCGAGAUGGUUCGAAUCAUCCAGGGGACCUUAAAGGCAUAGGGGCAGUAAAAAAUGGGGUUUCAGGUGAAAGCAGCAUCUUAUAUAGUUUUUUAUUGCGAAUCGAAUGGUGUACUCAAAAAAAUUACAGGUGUGACAACUUUAGAAGAAAAACGCGAUUUCACUUUCCCGCCUUUAAUUUUGAAAAAAGCUUUGGAUCGGUAUGCAGACAACUGUUUACAGUAGCCGUGCACGCGAUGUUGCGGACGUCUCAUUAGACUCGCAUUUUGUGUGAAAUAACCGGCUAUCUGCUUCAAAUUAAGGGUUUCUUCUCUGAAAAAUUGAUUAAGAAAACCGAAAACACACAGUGAUAUUAAAGAAAACACAAAUAAUCGCUAUCCCAAUCGAAACCUGUGUAAAAUCAUCAUUUUUCACCAGAAAAGCUUUUUUGCGAUCAAAGUUUGCAAAUUAUACAUGAAUCGAAGGCUUUGGUGACGAAAAAAACUCUGGUGACAACAGAAAAAAAAUUGAAAAUUAAAAGAAACGAAGAAAAAAGCGAAAAUCCGGAAGAUGGCGAACCCUGUUGUCCAUAGAGCAACUUUACUGCAAGGCGCCUUUUUCGCGGGAACUCAAGCUUUCUUUUCUCCGACUUUGAAUUAUUUUUUCUCCAAAACUAGGAAUUUCUGUACGUUUCCAAGUUCACCGUUCGAUUUGCAAUGAAAAGCUCUACAAAAUACUGCUUUGAACUGAAACACCGUUUUUUACUGCCCCUAUGCCUUUAACCUCCUGAACUGACUAUCCUUACUUUCGACCAUUCUCUCUCUUUCAAAAAAAAAGUUGUUGCCCUUUUUCCCGGUGGCCUGCCUUUUGCCUUUUCAUCUGCUGAGAGUCCAUUUGAAUCCGAUUAAGAGCACUUGGAACGAUUAGGGGACUCAUUUCCAUGGUUGUUUCGCAGCCGGAAGGUCCUUCGAUUUCAAAAAACUAAGAUUCUCAAUCACAACAAGUGGACAUGAAAAGUUAGUCUUUUAUUUGUUCAGAAGAAAAGAAAACUUUUUCAACCUUUCGAAGAUUUUAUGAAAAAAAGUCUUGGAAAAAUUUUCAAAGCUAUAACUAAAAAAGACCUCUCCUAUUAGUUAAUAACAAGUGUGUGAUUUGAAACAAGUUACGCGGUUUCUAGAGCUCUACCGAUAGAGAAUGCUCGGAAAGUAUGGGUGGGCGGUCGACGAAGGCCACGCCUCCUCGGUCGCCAUCAUUUUUCCGAGGCUUCGCGAGGACCGCCGCUCCUUCCGUCGAAGGACUCUCGGACUCCAGUGGCUCGAUGACUUCCGUGUCAGCUCCAGGUAUCUUUCUUCUCAUUAAUACCUCAGAUUAUUGUUUUUAUCAAGUCAUAUCUAUCGCCCAAAAGAUCUCUGAGAACUCUUGACGCAAAGAUUAGAUUUUCUACCGCGAUAACUGAAGUCUGGGAAUUAAUUUUACGGUAAUCUUUGAAUUUUAUAUUGGUUCACUGAAAGAAGUGGGUGGGUCAUUUGAGAAUAUAGAAAUGGCUUCAAAAUUCUUAUUUCUUUUCCAAUUCGUGUCAUUUUUUGUCUCUUGUUAAUAUUAGUAUUCAUUGGUAUAGACUAGCUUGGUUGUUGAAAAAAUCAGAACUGCGCAGUUUUCAUCAUACUAUCAGUAAUUGUGAGAAAGACGAAAAAUUGGAGACCAAGGUCAUUUUUCACCUCUCGGAAAUGUCUUCAAUUUUACUGCGAGCUGAAAGUUUUCACUUUCUGAAAGAUCUUAAAUACAAUACGGAGUCUCCAAUGUAAACUUCUCACUCGAAAACGCAGAAAAUGUUGUUUCUUGAAUUUCGAUGAUGGAAAUCGCGUCCAACCGACUUGAAUUGUUUAUCUUAUAAAUUUGCUUGGCUUAGGCUGGAAAAAACGAACGGAGAAUUGGAAAAAAAAAAAUCCGAAAAAUUUUAUUUUAUUCCCAAGGUCUUUUGCCCAUGAAAUGUUUUUUUAAAAAGAAAUUAAAAAAAUUUAGUUAAUCAUCUUUUUUUCAGUUUCUUAAAUUCACAGCCUUCAAGAGGAAUGAAUGAAGCAAGAAUAAAACUCAUUGGCUUAAUUUUUGCAAAAAGUGUUUCAGGCGAUAAUAGCUUUGAUCUAUCUCUCUCUCUAAUGUUUAAAAAUUUCGAUAAACUAAAACUUUAAAUCAGAAUAAUAAAGUUUUAUGUUCAGUCCAUUCUCGGGCUCCGACGUUAGUCGGAUAUUUUGUAACGACAAAUAAUUUAGUUCUUUGUGAGGUAUCGGCUAAGCUCGAAUAUUCUCCUAAUUGUUGGACGCAUCUGCGACUUUCACGGUUUCGCUGCUCCGCACAGUUACUUUGAAGGCGGUCAGUACUGACCGAAGUCUGCUGCAAAUGAGUCUGGAGAAGGGAAAGCGGAUCGGCGUCAUGGUGGGCAUCGGGCCGAAUGUUUGUGUCCUGGCAUCUGGAAAUUGUCAGCAGGUCGUGAUCAGAUGAAAGGGAAGACGAAAACGAGUUGGCGGUCGAUGGCACGACCCUCACGUCUUCGCGGUUUGCCUUGCCGACGUCUCCAAAACACCCGUGUUCCUUCCGAAAGUGACCAUCAUCUGUUGUCUCAGCUCCCUUUUCAGUUCUUCACUCUCUUUCUCCCAUUCCAAGAAUUUAGAAUUAAAUAGUUUCCAAGCUUCGAUUAUUUAUAAAAUAUAACACCGGCUUCCGGACACCCAAAUGUCGCUCACUUCACCUUGACGUUUUCACCUUGAUAACUUUUGAAGUUCAUCAUUUUACGGCUCAAAAAGUACAAUGGAGUUGAGAAUUAGAGCGGAAAUGUCACUUGGUCCUAGCGAUUUUUAAAAGAGCAUUAGAAGAAGAACUCCGAGGUCAAAGGGCUCUUUGUUUGAAAGUUCCAUCCUUAUUCAUGGGUAAAAUUUUUGCAGAAUAAAUGCUCUCCAAACAGAAAUUGGAACUGAAUAACUUCACAUUUCCAUUUUGGAGCUAGUAAAUAGCUGGCCAUUCUAUUCAAGAUUUAACUACAACUUAUAAAGCUUCAGUGGGUGGACCUUGCAAAAAUAUCGAAUGACAAAAAUUGGUUAUUUUUAAUACAUGAGACGAUGAAUUUGUUGAUUUUGCUCUUUUUCAACGUUUAACAUUGGCGAAUAACUUUCUGCUGUUUUCUCCAAACUUGGAUUUUUAAACACGUUUUUUCUUCUUCAGGCUAUUUGUCGAUUGGAAAAAGAAAAUAAUAGAAUUGUAAGUGCACUUAUAGUCGAAAAAAUAUCAUCGGACGCAGUAUUCUGUUCUUUUUCCUUGCACUUCUGCCCCAGGGCUUUCGGCUAAGAAAAACAUGUUUGCUGAGAUCACUUUUUAGAUGUCCGCCGAGCAGUCCACUUGUAUGGUCGGCUCUUUUUUGUCAGCUUCUCUUUUCUUCACUUUUCCAAUUCCUUUCUUGUGCACCUGGUUCCUCUAGCUAUAUCAAUCUCAAAAAAGGCUUUCUGUUCAACUUUUUCUCUCCCUGUUUUUGAAAAAAAAAACUAGCGCUUCUGUAUUUCGCCCUCUACUUGAUCGGAACAUAAAGUAGUUAACUUAGAUGAAGGCCAACUUUUUGGUUUUAUUAGCGUUUGCAGAAAGGCCGGACAAAAAGUAGGCACGAUAACUGACCUGACAGAGCGAAAAACUCAUUUCGGCCAAUGAAGGUCGAACGAACGUCGCCUCCAAUCGAAUUCUGCUUCUCACCUUCAGAACCCCCGCUAUUGAGACUCAAUCAGCUUCAAAAGGUGGAAAAAGAUACUUUUUCAAUUUUAUGAAACCUUUUAUACCUUUUAUGUCACGAAAGAAUCGUAGCUAGUUUCAAUUUGGUCUAUAUAGAUUCAUUGAUCAUUUGUAUUCACAAAAUAUAAUUUUUAAAAUGUAUCUUGUAAUAGUUAUUUUUCUUCGGUCCGUACAGAAGACACUCUUUGAAAUAGAUUGAGAAAAAGACAGCAAACUAUCCUUGUUUUAUUGUUUUUCCUGAAGAUUAGAAGGUGCCCAUAAUUCUAUUCACUAGAACGUCUUUUGCUGCUGUGUACUCCUCGUGCUGAAGAAGAAGAACGCCUUUUCGACGUCUUUUCAGACGUUUUUCCAUCAAAUUCUUCUCCCAUACUGUUUGAAUUGCUUCGUUUCGUGGACGUUCCAGGCAUUCUUGGAAAACCAGCAGAAAACCGUCCAUUCUUCCUAUUCUGUCGGAGCGCCGUCGAAAAUUGCCUCAUUUUCAGUCUGAAAAUUUGAUAUUGGCUCUUAUGGAGUGGCGACCGUCGCUGUCCGCCUUGUUUCUUUCUUUCUCUCCUCCUAAAUAAUAUUCUUCGAGUUCUUCGGCGAAAAAAGUAACAUUUCUUCACGUCACUUGAUCUUUCGAACUUGUAAAUCUCUUCGUUAUUUUUUCAUUUAUUCAGUGUGGCUUGACUUUCUUGUCGUCAACAUUUUCCUGCUCUAAAGCUGUUAUUUUGUGCCUAGGUCUUUUAUUAACAUCGCUAGGCGAAAUCAAAGACAUCUUUAUCUAGCGACAAGUUGAUAAAAUGAAAUAUUGAAACUCUUCUUUUGAUUUAUUUUUUAGAUAAUUCAUUUUUUCUAACCUUAUCCGAGAAGUUCAACUAAAACCAGACCCGAAAACCUGACUGAUUUUGGAGAAAAAGUUCUUCGACCUGCGACUGAUGACCGCGGGUGCCUUGUAGGUGUUCGAUCCCAUGACAGAAGCGCGACGAUCGCUGACCGUCCGGCGAUAUCACAUCACAAACCAGUAAAAUUCUCGGGAAAACACGUCGAGGCGACAAAUAUGGCACUUCGAAGGCCGAAGUCAUUCUCCUUCCUUUUCUUUUCGAUUCGCUUUUUUACGCUUCUAAUCGAUUUGGAUCGGUCAACGCUAUCAAUUUUACACGAAAAAGCUAAUUUUGAGAUUAAUAAAACUAUCUGCUACAUAUGUUGUUACAUUUUUUCUUUUAUUGAUUGCAUGAUUGCUAGAGCGAUAUUGAUUUUUUUUUUUAUUAUCAAACAAAUAUUAAGAUUCGAUUUCGCCGCUCCUGCCGAAAAGGCGCUCGAGGAGAAGCGAGAUGACGGAACAGAGCCUCGUUCAAAAACUAAGAUCGUGAGUUUUCACAGAACUUUUUGGAAAACACUGUGUAUCUCUUCGACUAGAAUUGAUCGGAUUGCAGCUACCCGCCGGCGGUGUUUUUUAUGCUGGGAAAUGAGUUCUGCGAGCGUUUCUCCUUCUAUGGAAUGAAGACCAUCCUCUUCAUCUACUUCAUCACCGAGCACCAGUUUUCCGCGAGGUUUCCUUCCUGGGCCGCUUUGGUUAGCUUUCAACUCCAGCAAAGCCACGUUCAUCUACCACGCCUUCUCAUGUAUUGCCUAUCUGACGCCUCUCAUCGGUUCGCUUCUCGCCGAUUCUGUCUUCGGUCGCUUCAAGGUCCCAAUCGCUUUCAGAGCACAAGACGAGGCCCUCGUUUCGCUUUAAAUCAAUUGUCAUAUAUAUUUGCGAGGUCUCAAGAAUCCACAAAAAUUCUUGUUUUACAAAUCAUGAAACUUAUUGGGGAUAUAGUCUGUGUGCCACGACUUGAAAUUUCACCGAACGACAUUCCGCUGUUCCGCUGCGUGCGCUCGCGAAGCGUCUUUAGAGUCUAGGUCACGUUUUCAGUUGAUUGUUAUUGCUGUGGGAGCACAUGAAAGUAGAAUACCUUAACAUGCCUAUUUCAGGCUUAAUGCCAAACAUUUCAGGCUUAAUGCCAAAAUUUCAGGCUUAAUGCCAAAUAUUUCAGGCUUAAUGCCAAAUUUCAGGCUUAAUGCCAAAUAUUUCAGGCUUAAUGCCAAAAAUUUCAGGCUUAAUGCCAAAUUUUUCGAUUUCAGGCUUAAUGCCAAAUUUUUCUCUUUUUUUUCUGUACAUAUUAUUUUUGUUCUGCCUGUAAAUAAAUAAUAUUAUAUAUAUAACAAAAGAAAAAAAAUAAAUAAAAAAAGCGCGAUGUUCGCAAAGGCGCGCAGCGGCACAACGGAAUGUCGUUUGAAGAAAUUCCAACUCGUGGUACACAGGUUAUAUCACAUAUACUAGAACGACAAAGGAACUAUUCAAAUUGCUAAACACGAAAAAAAAUAGUAUGCAGGAUAGAAGCGAAAAAUCAUAGAGCGGAAAGACGAAAAGGCGGCCUCGUCCUAGCAAAAAUCUGCGAAGUUUCAACUUUCGAAAAGUUCAGGUUAUUCUCUACGGAUCGUCAAUAUACGUUUUCGGACAUGUUUUGCUGUCUGGUGGCGCGAUUCCAUUUCUUGGAUAUGGUGAGCCGAAAGUCUCCGCCAAGAAGAAAGGGACAUGUUUCAGAACUGCGGUCGGUACUCGACUUCUCGGGCCUUUUUGUGAUUGCUUUCGCCACAGGUUGUAUCAAGCCGUGCGUUUCAGCGUUUGCCGCAGAUCAGGUAAGGUUAAUUGGGAGCUGCACGUGAUCUUCGAGGAGUUUUAAGUUCACAGAGGAACAGGCGGACCUCCGGGCGCAGUUCUUCAGCUUCUUCUACUUUGCGAUCAACGGCGGAAGUCUCCUUGCUAUUUUGAUCACUCCAACACUUCGCGGACGAGUUCAAUGUUUCGGCAAUCCCCACUGCUUUCCUCUAGCUUUUGGUAGGUAUUUUAUCGAAGAUUUCUUGGAGUGUGACCCGCACAAAUAUUCGAAGCUUCAGUAAAAGUAAAUUUUGGUUUUAAAAAGUUCUUUUGAACUUGAAACUUCGCCUUGAAAGAAAAAAUCAGGGUGUACAAUUUAAGGAAAUAUCGUUUUUCUUUCAUAUUUGAAAGAGACAAGAACAGACUUGAGGCGUCCCCGGCGUGUUGAUGUUGUUGGCGUUGCUGUUGUUCCUUGGAGGAUGGAACAUGUACAGAAAACAUCCGCCGAGCAAGGAAAACGUCGGUUCCGAAGUCGUGCAAUGCAUCUACACAGGCGCCAAGAGGUCGCUUCUCAAGUGAGAGCAAAAUCGGCAUGAAUUCGGAAAAAGUUCUGAAUGAAAAGUUUAGGAGGUCGAGCGACAAACCUGUGAGCCAUUGGCUGGACAGAGCUGCCCCCGACCAUUCACAGGAGAUGAUCAACGCCGUCAAAGGGUUCUGCGCAGUCGCUCUCAUUUUCUCACCUCUCGUCUUCUUCUGGGCUCUUUUUGAUCAACAGGUAUUUUCAUUUCGUUGUUUGAAAAAAGGAAAACAGAUUCAUUCUAUUACGACGUUUAUUGUGUGCCUGAUUCGCUCUGACGAACUAAGUUUCUGCAAGGAACAUGCCGAGAAACGAACAAAGUUAACACAAAAAAUAAGUUAGAAAUAUCACCUGGUACUGGAGAAAGAUAACAUCAUCUGUAAAAGGUAUUUUCGAAGAAGCUUUUGGCUUAUCGACGGCAUUGCAGGGAUCUACUUGGGUGCAACAAGCACGACGUCUCGACGGCCGCGUCGGAGUCCUCUCGAUCCUCCCUGAGCAGAUCCACGCGCUCAACCCCAUCUGCGUGUUGAUUCUAGUGCCUUUGUUCGAGGGCUGGAUCUAUCCGGCGCUGCGAAAGGUCGUCAGAGUGACGCCGCUGCGGAAGAUGGCUGUCGGCGGACUUCUGACGGCCGCAGCCUUCGCCAUCGCCGGCCUUCUGCAGGUUCACUGAACUGCGUCGUCGGUUCUGAAUGCCUUGCAGUUGAAAGUGAACGAGACGAUGGAAGUGCCGCCGGAGCCUGGCCGGGUCUUCAUCCAACGCAUCGGAAACGAAACUCUCCUCUCCGGCUUCCAUGGAACAGACGGCGUUCUCAUCAACCAAGGCAAGCCAUUUCAACAUUCCGAGAGGAAUGAGGGCCAGUGUCGUAGGAAAUACAGCCUCUUUUGAAAGUUCACGGUUUUAAAGACUAUCAGUAAAAUGCAGGUAUGAAAUUUAGACAAUUUUAAAAACAGUUGCAUAUUUUUUAAACAUUAAUUCCUCUUUUAGGAAGCUUUCUAUUUAUAUUUUUCAAGAGCUCUCCUUUUUGAAUAUUUGAAGUUUCAAUGGAAAUAACUUCACAUUUCUUUGAAAAACGUGAUUUCAACUGAAGACAUCUUCGUGUUGGGUCUACUUUUGUUGUCUGAUUUUUUUCGACUUCGCUAAACUUUUCUUUUUUUUUUUGGAUUUUGACCUUUUCUUCGGUUCCAUAAAUUCAAUGGCCUGAAAAAUAUCAUUUCUGUUACAAUUAGGAUAUUUUAACCCCAAAACGUUGUCUUUUUGAUCGAUCGACGAUUUUUCUGGUCAACUUUGAAAACAUUUUUUUGGCAUUUCUUCAACAUCCAUUUGGCUAAAUUUUACAAAACAUGACUUUUUACAUACACGGGCGCUGAUAUUCUACGUAGAACGGAAAUAUAUGUUUGAAGAAGAUUGACUGAACAGGAGUUCUGCCGUCGGGAAGGACUGAAAUCGACGCCGACGUCUACAAGUUCAACAGCGGAAUCGGCAACGAGCAGAUGACGUUGAAUGCGUCCGUGGCGGGGAAAGGCUACGUGAUGGCCGUCUUUCGCCUGGCCAAUCAGUCGUGAGUCUGACUAGCCUCGACCUGCCGAAACCUCGCCCAGGAACCAACUCACCGUCUUCGACUACAAAGUCGACAAGGCCGACAAUGGAGCCACGCGGAUCUAUGUCGUCACUCCGGCCCAACAACAAGGCAACAUCUUCGCCGUCAAUUACAAGUUGGUUUCUGUUGAAGAAUUGAGAGCUCUUUUGAAAUUCCUCGUGGAAAACUUUCAUUCUCCUCAUUUUUCUAACAAGAAAGUGUGAGCUAAAAAUUCUGUUUCAUAAAUCAAUGCGCCAGGUAUUCCUGGGUCAGAAAAUUUAUCGAAGUUUUCAAUUUUUCGUUCUUCCAACGCAGGCAACUUGAAAACGGCAAAAUUUUGUUCCAAAAAAAGCUAGUUCUGUUCACAUCUUAUCACCUCCUUCUGUAAAAACAAGUCUGAAUUAUUAGAACUUUCUUCAUCAUAAAAAAACUUUGUCAAACAAUGGUAUAAAACUCUAGAAACACGACAGUAGCCCAGUGCUCGUUGACAUCAGGAUCCUUCUUGGACAUCAUCCCAGGAAUUAUCAGCAGACCUGAAAUCCGACUGUACUGGGGCAACAACUGUUCCGCGAUCGAGUGCCCUAACAUGAUUCAACUUUUCGUGAGUUUCCUUGUUCCAGAUACGAUUUUUUCAGUUGCUCAAGUCUUUUUGAUCAGCUUUUAGUCAUUUCCAAAUCAAGGACACAGAUUUGAACCAACUUAACUUCUAGCUCAAAAAAGAAGAUCUGAGUACGAGCUAUAGAAUACAUAUAUAUUGUAUCAACACCUUUAAUAAUACCAAUAUAAAACAGAAAAUUCUGUUUUAGACACAAAUGGGAGCUGUUUUCGUGCUGCACAUCCACGAGAACACGACCGAAGAAGAUUUCAGCCUCUUGGUAGGUCCAGCCAAACGAAGGAAUUAUUUGCGAAUGCGCGAAAAUUGCAGGUUCGACCCAACACAGUGAGCAUCCUGUGGUCCCUGCCGCAGUACAUCAUAAUAACACUGGGAGAAGUGCUGCUGUCGGUGACGGGACUCGAAUUCGCCUACUCUCAGGCAGCACCCAACAUGAAGAGCGUCCUCACGGUCAGUCGAAACCUCCGGAAACGGAUGGGACGGUUUUGCAGGCACUCUGGCUUCUGACUGUUUUCGCUGGCAACCUCAUCGACAUGAUGAUCUCUGGGACACACCUCAUCCCCCAGCCAGAACUCGAGUUCUUCUUCUACUCUGUACUCAUGUUCUUGGUUAUGGGUGUCUUCAUCGUUCUCUGUUAGUUCAGAUAAUUGAGAGGGAGACGAAACCAAUGUUUCAGCCUUACAAUACACCUACAGCGAAGACCGCAACCCAGAGAUCGAGGAGGAAAUGCAAAAACACGCUCCGCCCAUCGUCCCAAACGUUCCGCCGCCCGUUCUCAUGAACGACUCGACGUGUUGA
Molecule: messenger RNA, 16038 nt
Organism: Caenorhabditis auriculariae
Lineage: Eukaryota; Metazoa; Nematoda; Chromadorea; Rhabditida; Rhabditidae
Source: the annotation of a GenBank genome assembly